Molecule: messenger RNA, 4487 nt
Organism: Carya illinoinensis
Lineage: Eukaryota; Viridiplantae; Streptophyta; Magnoliopsida; Fagales; Juglandaceae
Exons: 14
Coding region: 46-4158 (1370 amino acids)
Biological process (GO): protein phosphorylation
Molecular function (GO): ATP binding; protein kinase activity
Source: RefSeq, a predicted model, not a curated record
GAUUUUCCCAUUAUUGAUCCUAUUGUAGAACUUAGGAGGUGAAGCAUGAAUCGUCCCCAUAUCAGUCCAAGAUUCAUUCGAUUGCUUACGUUUUCUGCUUUUCUUACCCUUCUGAUCCUAUGGGAGCUGGCCUAUGCUGAUCCUCCUUAUAGGUUUUGUCCUAACACAAGUGCUAACUAUAGAGACGACAGUCCAUUUAAAAAUAACCUUGAACAACUCCUGAUCUCUUUAUCCUCAAAUGCUUCUUCUUCCAAAUUCUAUAAUACCUCCACAGGAAAUGAUACAGAUAGAGUUUAUGGUGCCCACAUGUGCCUCAAUUAUAUCACAAAUGAAACCUGCCGGGACUGCAUAGCAACCGCUACAAAAGACAUUUUGACGCUUUGUCCAUACACAAGGGAAGCAGUUGUAUGGGAGGAGCUAUGCCAGCUGCGCUACUCCAACCAAAAUUUCUUUGGCCAAGUGAAUGUUACAGGAAACAUCCUCGGCCUAGAUAACGAACAGAAUAUUUCCCAACCAGAACAGUUCAAAUCUGUUGUUAAGGAGACUUUGAAUAACCUUACGACGGAGGCAGCAGCUUUCAAUCUUUCAGCAAAAUUAAUGUAUGCUACCGGAGAGGCAGCCUUUGAGGAUAAAACAAUAUAUGCUCUCGUGCAGUGCACAAGAGACUUGUCCGGUGAUGGCUGUAAUUCAUGCCUUCAGACGGCCAUAACUGAUGUAUUAAAUUGCUGCUAUUUCUCUAUUGGAGCAAGACUUCUUAGUCGUAGUUGCUACUUGAGGUAUGAGUUAUACAGCUUUUAUGGGGACACAUCUAAAUCUCCAAGUUCAACUAAUGAUCAAGGGGCAAGCGGUGGAAAGAAAAUGAGGAUCAUCAUUACCCUCAUGGUUGUAUCAGCCUGCUUUGCGCUAGUGCUUUUUGCUUGCUUCAUUUAUUGCCUUGUGAACAAAAAGGCUAUAAAACGGGUGAGAAAAGGUAUCAGUCGACAAGCAAAUACUAGAAUCGAUGCAGAUUUUCCACGUAUUGAUUUUGCGUCAAUACAAGCAGCUACUGACAACUUCUCUGAUUCAAAUAAGCUUGGUGAAGGUGGUUUUGGUCCUGUUUACAAGGGUAUCCUAAGUGAUGGAAAGGAAGUAGCGGUAAAGAGGCUCUCCUGCUGUUCCGAGCAGGGUUCAGAGGAAUUCACAAAUGAGGUUCUACUAAUAAUGAGGCUUCAACACAAAAACCUCGUCAAGCUUCUUGGUUUCUGCAUAGACGGAGAGGAAAAGCUGCUUGUUUAUGAAUUCAUGCCCAACAGAAGCCUAGAUGUCUUUCUCUUUGAUCGAAGUAGACGCGCACAAAUUGAUUGGAAUAAACGAGUUAAUAUAAUAGGUGGAAUUGCAAGAGGAGUUCUUUAUCUUCACGAGGAUUCUCGACUCAGAAUCAUUCAUAGGGACCUAAAAGCAAGCAAUGUGUUAUUGGACUACGAAUUGAACCCCAAAAUCUCAGACUUUGGAAUGGCAAGAAUCUUUGCGGGAACCGAAGGUGAAGCUAAUACCGCCCAAAUUGCAGGGACUUAUGGGUACAUGGCUCCAGAAUAUGCUAUGCAAGGAAUGUAUUCUAUUAAGUCAGAUGUAUUUAGCUUUGGAGUGCUCUUGAUUGAGAUUAUAACUGGGAGAAGAAAUGCUGGCUUCCAUAGAACAAAACGUGCUCCUAGCCUCGUUGCAUUUGCAUGGACACUAUGGAACGAAGGAAAUCCUGUUUUGGAGUUAAUGGAUCCUUUGUUGAAGGAGUCGUGCAGCCCGGACGAAUUUCUAAGAUAUUUGCAUAUUGGAUUAUUGUGUGUUCAAGAAGAUGCAAAUGAAAGGCCAACCAUGUCAUCUGUCGUUGUAAUGUUGAAAAGUGACAGUACUACAACGUCUCUUUGCCAACCUCAACGACCUGCCUUUUCUGUGGGCAGAUUCACUGGUCACUGCAAAACAAGUUGUCCAAGCUCUCUCUCCGUCAAUGGCUUGUCGAUUUCCAAUAUUGGGCCACGAAGAGAGUAUUCUGACCGACACAAGUUGUGCUUGAUCAGAUGUCAGGUUAAUUACCUUCCUUCUCCACUACCUUUUGGCCACUGUAAUCAUAUGCAUCCUAUGAUCAUGUUCAACCAUAUUUGGAAGACGGAUAAGAAAGAUGCAUUAUUGGGUAUGCUUUUGUUGGUUAUACCGCUUUUGAUGCGCCCUAUGCUUUCGGCCACGCCGGCCAGUGGGGAUCCUCUCUAUACCUUUUGUAACACAGAGUUCUCGAUCAAAAACUACGAACUCAACAGCCCAUUUGAAAACAACCUCAAGCUCCUCCUCGGGUCUCUGCCUUCCAAAACUUCAUUGACAGGUUUCUACAGCACCUCCACUGGAGAUCAGGACUCAGACAGAGUCUAUGGACAGGCGCUUUGUAGAGGAGAUGUCAACUCCACAGUUUGUCGGAAUUGUAUACAGACUGCAACCAAGGAAAUCUUAAAGCAGUGCAGAAGUAAAGAUGCUAUGAUAUGGUUUGAACUCUGUCAAGUUCGCUACUCCUUCCAGAACUUCUUUUCCUUGAUGGUUUAUACUGGGAAGUAUCCACAGCAGAAUCAAAUGCAGAAGAAUAUAUCAAAUCCAGUUCAUUUAGAGCAAGUUUUAACGUACUUAAUGAAUAACAUCUCGAACGAGACUGCGUUUGAUCCCUCUACACGCAUGUUCGCAACUGGUGAAAUUAAAUUCUCAAGGAAGAAAACAAUCUAUGGUCUUGUACAAUGUACUGGGAACAUCUCAAAUGAGUCCUGUUCUAACUGUUUGCAGUCUGCCUUUGGAGAGCUUCAGGAAUGCUGUUUUUAUCGGCAAGGUGGAAUUAUUGUUAGCAGGAAUUGUAAUAUGAGGUUUGAACUGUACCGAUUCUACAACGCCUCAAGUUUUCACUUGACCCUCCCAGCUUCUCAAGGGGCUAGAUGGAAGAGUUGGAUGCUUGUGGUGGUUACGUGCAUACCACUCGCAGUUUUAGCUGUUCUUAUUGGAUCAUGUGCGGUUAAUUAUCAUUUGCGGAAGAAGAGAAGGCAAAUAGAUGACGAUAAAAGCCAGAAAGCACUGUUACAUGAGCUGGCAAGCCCCACCGGCGUUGCCAUUACACAAGAGGGUGAAUUGGUAAGCUCGGAAGACCUACAUUUCAUGAGUCUGUCAACAAUAAUGGCAGCUACGGAUGACUUUUCUGAGUCAAAUAAGCUCGGCCAAGGUGGCUUUGGCACUGUCUACAAGGGAGUGCUAGAAGAUGGGAAGGGAGUAGCGGUUAAAAGGCUAUCAAGGAAGUCAUGGCAAGGCUUAGAGGAAUUUAAAAAUGAGGUCAUACUCAUUGCACGACUUCAACAUAGAAACCUUGUGAAGCUCUUGGGAUGUGCCAUUGAGGGACAGGAAAAGCUUCUUGUGUACGAAUUCAUGCCCAACAGAAGCCUUGAUUUCUUUAUAUUUGAUCCGGAGAAACGCAGUCAGCUUGACUGGAAGACAUACGGUAACAUUAUUGUUGGUAUUGCGAAAGGACUCCUUUAUCUUCACGAGGACUCUCGACUUAAAAUAAUUCACAGGGAUCUAAAGCCAAGUAAUGUAUUACUGGACCAUGAAAUGGUCGCCAAAAUAUCAGAUUUUGGCAUGGCAAGGAUCUUUGUUGAGAACCAGAACACUGCAAACACUAGGAGAGUCGUCGGAACAUACGGAUACAUGGCUCCUGAGUAUGCAAUGGAGGGACUAUUUUCUGUUAAAUCUGAUGUUUUCAGCUUUGGAGUCAUCUUGCUUGAGAUUAUUAGUGGCAAGAAAAAUAGCAGCUUCUACUUGACCGAGCAUGCCCAGACACUCCUUGCAUACGCAUGGAGACUUUGGAAUGAAGGGAAAGAAAUGAAGUUUGUGGAGCCUGUGUUGAUGGAGUCCUGCUUGACUACACAACAAAUUAAGAAAUGCAUGCAUAUCGGGCUAUUGUGUGUACAAGAGGAUCCAGCAGAUAGACCCACAAUGUCAUCUGUCGUAGUUCUGUUGGGAGACGAAUCAAUAUUACCACUUCCUAAACCAAAACAGCCUGCACUUGCUAUGGGUAGAAUCGUUCAGCAGAUUGCAGAUCCUUUUCCCGUCACAAAUCCUUCUGUAAAUGGGCUUACCGUUUCCAGUCUUUCUCCUCGUUGAACACCGGCAAGAUUUCCUUUUUCCGUGCAAUCGAUCUCAUGUAAUUUGUAAACUAACUCAAAAAGAAAAAAAAAAGAAAAAAAAAGAGACAUGUUUGUAACUGAGAAAGUUUUCAUAAUUUCUGCAAAUAGGAAAUGGGUGCAAAAGUUUGCGUAUCAUGUGGAGGAAUUAAUUCCUACAUUAAUGAUAUCGUAUAUGUGUAGGAUAAACGUCAAUGGUAGUUUUUAUUUCAAAAUAAAGCUGGUGUUCUCGAAUAGAAUUGAGGCUUUGAUCAGCAUGAUGCCAAAAAGUAAUACAUGGGAAGAGAGAAAGAAAAGGAACUUUCAGUA